UCUCGUGUUUUUUUUUCGGGGACCAAUGAGACUUAAGCAGGAAGUACACACAGGAACAUACGUUAUUAAACGCUACUAUGGAUAAUAUUAUCGACAAAUCAUUAGUUUAAACUCGGGGUCAAUCUUAUAUACCUGUCCAAUAUGGAGGUUUGUUUUCUUGUCUCACUACUGGGCUGUAGCUGUUUUUAAAUGCGGUGUUUUUCACCGGUUUAACAGAGUUGUUACACUCCGUUAUCGACACAUGGCUAAAGUUCAUCUCCACUGCUAACGACAUGGAGGUGAAGGAGGUCGGGAGGUGUUGCUGUGUGGUCAAGGUGUCAGAGGCUUUCUCAACCAAGAAACCCGUGAGCUGCAGCGGAGUGAUCGUCCAUCCUAAAACCGGAACAGUCAUAUGCACCGGCCUCCCGUUUUCCCGUUUUCUUACCGACAAAGAGCCCCUCUCCGCGGACCCCGGGUUCCUGUCACCCCGCAGCUUCACUGGAAAACUUCAAAUCCGCGUCAGCUUUUCCACGGAGCGAGAUUUUGACACCAGACAGGCAGCACAUGGAGAAUCACUCCCACCCUCCAGAAACAGAACAACAGGUAACCGAGAGGUUGCAGCUGAGUUGCUGAUGCUCGUGAACUGCCUGGACUUUAAACAGGCUUUCCAGGCAGUCUUCCAGGAGGCUGACCAGUGGCGUUUCCAAGGUGAUGAAGAGGAUGAGGAGCUGACCAGAGACGCCCAGUUCCUCAGCUGGUUUGCAGUCCUCAAGGCAACUGGGUUGGCAGACAGCAGCCCAGAUUUGGGGACUAUACCCUGGCAGAGCAGCUCAUCUCUCCACAAGGGCCUCCCGGUUGUUGCAUGUGGCUCACCUUUCGGCUCCCUCUGCUUAGAUCUCUUCAUCAGCACCCUCAGCAGAGGCAUCAUCAGUAACCUCGCAGGAGAGGACCAUGCUGUCAUCCUCACAGAUGCCCGGUGCUUACCAGGCACAGAGGGCGGAGGGUUGUUUGUGGUCAAGGGCACAGACAAUGUGCGUCUCAUUGGACUGAUUGUGUCUCCAUUUGGUUGGAAGGCAAACGAGUGGAUUGGCCUCACUCUUGUUUGCUCUGUCCGCUCGAUCUUCAGGAACAUCAUCCACUGCAUGAGCAUUCAAGAUCCACUCCGAGAUGUGUGGCUCCAUCCUGGAGAGGCGGGCCUCCAGAUGUCCACCACAGCCCACGAGUCAAGCGCUGUUAGAUACCCCACUGUGUGCCUUGUGGACAGUGGACAGCUCUGGGGCUCAGGGGUCGUUGUCACGUCCCGGCUGGUUGUGACCUGCCGGCAUGUUGUCAACAGGAAGUCUAAGGUCAACCUGAAGUUCCAUCACAGGGACAGAGUCCAUGAUCUUGUGGGGGAUGUGCUGUUUUCCACUAAAGCAUCUUCACCCUAUGAUUUGGCUUUGGUGCAGAUGAGAGACUCCGCCACAGAGGCUGUGGUCCCUCGAAUGACUCAGAGUUACAGCCCAGGUGAUUCUGUAGUGGUGGUGGGAUAUGGUGGGUUGGGUCGGAGCUGUGGUCCGUCUAUGACCUGUGGUAUCCUCUCCAAAGCCAUUAGCUUGAAUGACCAGACUGUCAUGCUUCAAACCACUUGUGCAGUACAAGCAGGGGCCAGUGGGGGUGCUGUGGUGCGGAGAUGCUCAGGAGAGCUGCUGGGUAUCGUGUCCAGCAACACAAGGGACUUGGCCGCCAAAGUGACCUACCCGCACCUCAACUUUUGCAUCCCAGUGUCUGUUUUCCAGAGAUUGUUGCAGCACUUUCACCAGACAAGGGAUGCUAAUGUGUUCAGGGUGUUGGACACCACAGAAGAAGAUAUCAGAAGGGUGUGGAGGCUAGAAGAUUCUCAAAGCAAACUAUAAUAGAGGAACCCUGCACCUUGGGAUAUGCUAGAGGAAAAGAAUGGAAGGUUAAAUCAAUAUAUAUUAUAUUCAAAAUAACAUUUGAUGAUCAAAUUUAUAUUCUGUAUAAUUCUUUUUAACAAAACUGAUAUUUUCAAAUGCAUAACUUUAUGUUUAAUACCUAAUUUUUCAUACCUCAGGCACAAAGGAGUAAAUGCAACUAAAACAAGACCUAUCAAUUCUUAAUGCUGAUACCCAGAAUAAUGCAGUAAACAAUGUGAAAUAUUUAAAAGAUGUUAACAGCCAAACUAAAGUGACUUUAAUGCCUGUUUUGAUUGUUUUAUUGUACUGUAAUGUAAUUAAAUUGAUAAAAAAUGGUUAAUUAUGGAGAUA
This is a messenger RNA of Dicentrarchus labrax (European seabass), 2246 nucleotides long. RefSeq names its product trypsin like peroxisomal matrix peptidase 1 (gene tysnd1). The transcript has 4 exons. Gene Ontology annotation, cellular component: peroxisome. The record is from RefSeq and is a predicted model, not a curated record. Gene Ontology annotation, molecular function: serine-type endopeptidase activity. The coding region runs from base 273 to 1874 and encodes 533 amino acids. Gene Ontology annotation, biological process: protein processing; regulation of fatty acid beta-oxidation. NCBI's taxonomy places the organism in Eukaryota, Metazoa, Chordata, Actinopteri, Moronidae.